Molecule: messenger RNA, 786 nt
Organism: Botrytis fragariae
Lineage: Eukaryota; Fungi; Ascomycota; Leotiomycetes; Helotiales; Sclerotiniaceae
Exons: 1
Coding region: 1-786 (261 amino acids)
Source: RefSeq, a predicted model, not a curated record
AUGAACGACAUUGCAGAAAGAUCUGUCGCCUCAGUUGAAGGACAACAAUUUGAGCAGAGAAGAAGUGAAGUUAGAGCGAUUGAGCUUUUGUGGGCCAGACUGAACGACGAGCAGAAACGCGAGUUUGAACAGAAGCGUGAGGAUGAGAAGAGAAAAACUCCAGACACAAGCGAUGCAAUGGCGCAAAGCAUCAUUACUGAAAGUAAAGAACUCAGGGUUGAGAAAGAGAAACGCGAGGCUAAAAUCAAGAGAUACGCUCGGGUUACCGCUAGUGAAGGAAACAAACUGAAAGAUCAGAAAAAGAGAGCCUUGGAAGGAGUGAAUAAACUCGUGGAUGAGCCCGCUUUGGAGGAGAAUGAACUUGAUAAUGGCAAACAAAAAAUACUCUCUGAUAGAAUAAAACUAGUCGCAGAAAAUGCUGCUGAAUUGCAAAAAAUCCGAAACGAAGAUCAAGGACUCGAGGAGAGAAUGAAUCAGAUUAUGGAAAUUGACAGUGCUGAAGGUUUGGAAGAACUCGAGAUCAUGAACAAGUUUUAUGAGCACCAAAUCAUCAGACUUCAGAAUAUGAACAGAAGAUACAGGGAGAGAAAAGAACUUGGGGAGACGAUAAACAGAGCUGUUGUUGAUGUUGAUGUUGAAGGAGUACAGGAGCUCAAAAACCUACGCAAAUUAGAUGAUUACAAGACCAAAGAAGUUGUGGAUGAGGAAAGCAAUUAUAUAGAGCGGGUGGAAAGCCUUGUGGAUCGCAAGAAAAGAACCGAGGAUGGAAAGCAAGAGACAAACUAA